This is a messenger RNA of Acyrthosiphon pisum (pea aphid), 545 nucleotides long. RefSeq lists its product as uncharacterized. The transcript has a single exon. Lineage: Eukaryota; Metazoa; Arthropoda; Insecta; Hemiptera; Aphididae. The record is from RefSeq and is a predicted model, not a curated record. The coding region runs from base 54 to 404 and encodes 116 amino acids.
UCGGUUAAUUUUAAAUUUUAAAUUUUAAAUAUCAUAAAUUAUAGUGAAUAGUCAUGUCCUCUAAGCUAUUUGACACUAUAGAAUUUCUUAAAAGCUAUGAAGAACAUCCAUGUUUGUGGAAUAAGACCAUACCAGAUUUUCAUAACCGAUUAAAAAGAGAUGCAGCCGAAGAACAAUUGUUACCCAUAUCAGGUCUUGCCAACAUCAAAGAACUUCAUGCGAAAAUUAGGAGUAUUCGUGGUACGUACAACCAGGAAGUUGCGAAAAUAAACAAAUCUAUGAGAACAGGAUCUGGGACAAGUGAUAUAUAUAAGCCUAAAUUACAAUGGUUCUCAUAUGCCGACAGUUUUUUAAGAAAAAAUGUUGAUCUAAAUAUGCAGACUGAAUCAAACUUGGUGAGUUGAUUAUUUUAUUAAUUUGAUUUGUGUACUUCAUAGAUGGGGAGAGUAUUGUACCUUGGUCUUAUAAUUAAUAUCAGACAAAAAAUUAGUAUUAAGGUCUGAAAAAAUUACAUUCUUUCAAAGUGGUAUGAAUGUACCUUGGAC